This is a messenger RNA of Rhodamnia argentea, 1319 nucleotides long. RefSeq names its product actin-related protein 2/3 complex subunit 2B. Gene Ontology annotation, biological process: Arp2/3 complex-mediated actin nucleation; actin filament polymerization. Gene Ontology annotation, molecular function: structural constituent of cytoskeleton; actin filament binding. The transcript is spliced from 10 exons. Lineage: Eukaryota; Viridiplantae; Streptophyta; Magnoliopsida; Myrtales; Myrtaceae. Bases 106 to 1254 code for a protein of 382 amino acids. Gene Ontology annotation, cellular component: actin cytoskeleton; Arp2/3 protein complex. The record is from RefSeq and is a predicted model, not a curated record.
UGCUAAACAUGAUUGCAACACUGGACUGUCUUUUUUUUACCUAACUCCACUAGCCUCAGCUCCAAUAACAAGUCAGAACUUGCAGUGCAGACAUUCUGCUGUUUUAUGUCUCAGAAUCUUUACUUCCUCAGAGAGAGAGAAAGGAUGGCUUGCUUUGAUAGAGCAUCACCAGCACUGAAGGAGACUCUGCUCAAAAUAUACAGAGAUAACAAGCCCACAGAGCUGGAUCAACGCUUGUUCGAAUUUGGGGCAGUGGAGUACCACAUGCAGUCUUCAGUAUCAGAUCCACACUAUGUCCAUUUGUCCAUAUCAACACCAUUACUAUCUCAAGAAGCAUCCGUCGCUCAAGGAAUUUCACAAGGCACUGUACAAACGAUAAAGGGAAUUCUCUCGGAUAUAGUGGAGCUUGUCGAGCCCUCGAGAGAAGGAUAUCAGCUCACUCUGAGGCUCGAUUUUUCUAAGAUCCCGCAAGGCAAAGAUUCUUCCAAGAUCAUAACAGAGAUCGCCAGCAUACAAGCUGCAAUACUGAGCUGCCAGUUGAAAGAAAUGUUGAGCAAUGUCGCCUCACAGGACACAUCUCCAGGGAUGUACAAGCUGAUUAAACUAUUGUAUCACCCAAGAGAGCCUUUCUUUGUGGUCAGACAGCCGGAAAAGACCAUCGCAGUGUUCCCUAUGCGUUUCCAAGAAAACACAGACGUGAUCAUCGCAACUGCCUUCUUUCAGGAACUCAUGGACGUUGGAAGCUCUGAAGCGUGGGCCAAGGUACCUCUUUGUACAUGGUCGCCCAUUCCACCUCCGGAGUUGAGAGGAGAACAAAUGGAAGACCUAAGCACCAAUGGCGGGUUCGUCUCCUUCGAUAUUUUGCCACAUCAUGUUAAAGGCAAAAGACUGGAUAAAACCGUGUGGAAUCUGCUGAACUUUUACGCCUUUGUAAAGUAUCAUGUUAAGUGCACUCGGGGAUUCAUACAGAGGAGGAUGCGAAAGCGAUUGGAUAAUCUUGUCAAGAUUCUGCACAAGGCAAGCUCAGAAGAGGGUGGAUAUGUGGAUGAUGCGCAAGUUGCAGGAUGUGGCUGCAUCAAGAGUCUCGUCAGUGUUUCGAAAACUAACACGCUGAGACGAAGAUGUCGGAAUUUCACCAAGAAGGUCAAGAGGAUGCGCUGCCCGAUUAAAAUUCAUGGAUUCCGGCGCUUCCGCCGACGGUGGUUGACCGUUCCCAAGUUCUCUUCCGCAUUUAAGUAUACAAAAAUAGAUUGAUGGGUGUACUUUGUGUAUACGUAGGCAAUUUGAAGCUAUCAAACUUUAAAACAUGCCAAGAAAAU